This is a messenger RNA of Drosophila rhopaloa, 3677 nucleotides long. RefSeq lists its product as uncharacterized. The record is from RefSeq and is a predicted model, not a curated record. Gene Ontology annotation, biological process: monocarboxylic acid transport; transmembrane transport. Gene Ontology annotation, molecular function: monocarboxylic acid transmembrane transporter activity. The transcript has 5 exons. NCBI's taxonomy places the organism in Eukaryota, Metazoa, Arthropoda, Insecta, Diptera, Drosophilidae. Bases 17 to 2677 code for a protein of 886 amino acids.
UCAUUGGCACUCCGACAUGGCCAAGCUAGCGACGGAUCCAAAGGCCUCCAACAACAACAGUUGCGAGGCGGUCAAUAAUAACCACAAUGGAGGCGCCACCAACUACCAGGCACUGCCCCUCACCCCGGCGCCAGCCAACACGCCCCUGCACAAGGCCAUCAAGCACGACCUCUUCCCGGAGGUCACCUUCUGCAACCUCUCCGUGGAGGAGCUCGCCGACGGAGCGGGACACAGCCGGGUGGGGGUGAGGAGCAGCAUCGUCGCCCUCGACGACGGCACCUUGACCUGCCUGAUGAACGGCGGAAACGGACAGGUGAAGCGGCGCAAGCGCCUGAUCUCGAACGAGUCCGGCGAUUCGAUCGACUCCAGCACCACGGAGAAGAAGGCACCCAAGAUACCCGACGGCGGUUACGGGUGGGUGGUGGUGUUCGCCUCGCUGGUGGUGUCCCUUAUUGCCGACGGACUGAGCUUCUCGUUUGGACUGAUCAACGUGGAGCUGCUGGGUUACUUCGGCGAGUCCACCUCGAAGACGGCCUGGAUCUCCUCGCUGUUCUUCUCCGUGCCCCUGCUGAUGGGACCUAUCUGGUCCAACCUGGUGGACAAGUACGGCUGCCGCAGGAUGACCAUUAUCGGCGGCGUGGUCUCCGCCUUUGGGUUCGCGCUCUCCUCCUUUUGCAACUCUAUUGAGAUGCUGAUGGUUACCUUUGGCAUCAUCUCGGGUCUUGGCCUGGGCAUCGGGUACGUGACUGCAGUGGUGUCCAUCGCCUUUUGGUUCGACAAGAAGCGCACCUUCGCCACCGGAAUAGGAGCCUCUGGCACCGGUAUUGGAACCUUUGUCUACGCCCGCCUCACCUCCUAUCUGAUGGAGUCGUACGGCUGGAGGGGAGCCACUUUAAUCCUAGGGGGCACCAUGCUCAACGCCUGCGUUUGCGGCGCCCUGAUGCGCGAUCCCGACUGGCUGAUCGAGGAGAACCGGCUGGAGAGCCGGUCCCAGAGCGUUACCACCUUCUCCAACUCCAGCGUUUGCCUGGAGGAGAUCAAGAAGCUGCUGGAUACCGGCAUCACCAAGGAGGCUGUGCUGGACUCGCUGGUGACCAAAAACAACACGGAGGCCAACCAGCAGAUUGAUGAUCCCCUGGACUCAGCCCUCAAGCGAUACCGCAGCGAGAUCUUCCUGCCCACCUUCCUGAGCAUCCAAGAGCUGGACAGCAUCUACGAGGUGAAGAGCCUAAGCAGGCGAUCCCUGCGCCACAAGGAGGGUGCAGAGGCCCCUUCCCGUGAGAACCUUCUGUCCAUGUCCUCGGGAGCGGGCGCCUAUCCGCCAUCGACAGCCGCCAUUGGUUCCCCGGACGACACCCUCAUGGGUGGCAUCGCUCAGGAGACGGCGGACAUGGCGAAAAAGUCAUAUCUGGCCUCCAUUGAGACGCUGUCGCCGUCAGAAAAGCGCUCCACCGGUGGCGGAUCGCUGCGCUCCUCGGACGAGGGCUAUCUCACCCAGAAGCACGCCAGCUCCCGGUAUUCGCUGAAUGAAAACCUCUUCAUGGCCAAGCACACAACGCCAUCGAUCUCCAACCUGAAGGUGAACGGCCUGCGCCACAAUUCAGUGGACAUCCUAAGCGAGGACAUGCACUGCUACUACUCGAAGGACGAGACAUUCGCCUUGCUGGAGCCGGGCAGGCGGAUCGGGCCCACGGUGAUAUCCAUUCCGGAGCAGGAGCCGUCCGUCAACAGCGAGCUGGCCAUUCGACGGGCCCGACUGGACAGCAUCACCGGGAUCCGGCGACUUUCGCGUUCUAAGAAGCCCAGCCACCACCGAUCAAACCUCCGGCGAAACAUCUCAAUCCGGAACUCCAACUUCCUCAAGGACAUGCGCAUCCACCGCAAUUCGAUCCACUACCGCGGUGCCAUGCUGAACACCCAUCGCUACCGCCUGCGUGCCUCAUCCUGUCCCAACAUCUACCGCAACUCGAUGACCACCAUUGCCAAGGAGGAGGAGGAUACUUGGUAUGACAAUUUCGUGGACACCAUGAAGUCCAUCUUUGACUUCUCCCUCUUUCUGGACAUGAAGUUUGCCCUCUUCAAUCUCUCAACGUUGUUUUUGUUUAUUUGGUUCAUUAUCCCUUAUCUGUACCUGCCCGAAUACAUGAAGCAGCACAAGUACAAUGUGAGCGUGAGUGCCGAGUUCAUAUCGGAUAUCGGUGUUGCUCAAACGAUCGGAAUGAUAGGACUGGGCUAUCUGGGCGAUCUGCCAUGGAUGAAUAUCAACAUAUGCUAUUCGCUCUGCAUGUUGGUCUGCGGCGCGUCGGUGUUCUUUAUGCCCCUGCUGAUUACCAGCUACUGGGGCCUGAUGAUCAUGUGUGUCAUCUUCGGAUUCACGUUCGCCAGCUCUUUUUCGUUCACGCCCAGCAUUCUGGUCAGUAUUGUUGAUUUGGACGAUUUCACGUGUGCCUACGGUCUGGUGCUGCUGGUGCAGGGAGUGGGCAUGAUCGCAGGACCUCCAAUAGCGGGCGUUAUAUACGAGCAUACGGGCAGAUGGGACGAUACUUUUUACUAUGCGGGCAUAUUUAUAGCACUCUCCGGCGUCUGUUCGUAUCUGAUCGAGUUCUGUGAGAAGAAAGCACCUAAGGAGAGUGAUAGUGAUGUCUCAGAGACUAAAAAAGCUCAACUUUUACACUAGGUUACAUACAUAACAUUGUUAAGUGCCGAAGGUUAAGGAGAACUUGAAGCACUACAAAUCACAACUGUAGCAUAAUAAUGGACUAGCAUUAAAUGUUAACGAGUUUCUUAUGUCAAAUGGUGUUGCAGCCAUAAAAUCAGAGCAGAAUUGUAACUGAAACUAAGCCUAUUUUAUAAGAUCUAGCCUGUAAGCAUAUACUUGACUUGACUAAUUGCAGCUAAGUAUCUAUAUACACCUAAUAACUAAUUACCGUACUAGGGCAAUUACUAAUCGCAUAUUUAAUCACACUUAGACAAACUGUUCAAUUUCAAUCAAUAUCAAUGCAGUGCAUCACUGCCAGGUGCAAACGGGUCCCUCAAUUGUCUUCUUUACAAAAAUUAGAAAAAUAGUUUUAAUUGCCUUACAUUUCGAACGAAUAUUAAUUAAAGAGAAUACAAUAAACAACAAUCUAUGUAACGUAUGCAAUAACAAGCGACCAUUUUCAAUCUAUUUAAAACUCACAAUAAAGUCUUUGGAGCAUUUGUUGUUAAACUAAAACAAAAUAAUAUCUGUACAUCAAACUUCACGGAUCCAAAUAGUUUCCAAUUUAAACCAAACAACUGAGCAAACUAGGCUAUAAAAAAAUUAUUGUUAAAAUAAAAACCUGUUUUUGCAGCUCGGCGAAAUUUUCUUAGACGAAACAUUCAAAAAUUCAAAUUAUAAAUAAAAACAUUUAUGUAAAAUCUUACAAGUUCAAGUAUUAUUACAGAAAAUACAAAAAUAUUUAUAAAUUAGUGAAAACAAGCCUUUAAAAUGUAAGCACGCAAAUAAGAUAUGAACUAAAUUCGACACUAUAGCUCUUAGCCGACUUAUAGAUAAAGGUAGUUGUUGAUUCCAAUCACUUUAGCAAAUAUGUAUAUACAAAAAAAAUGAAUCACCAUUCUAUAUUAUUUACAAGACAUCAAUUGAACAAUUAUCUACUAAAACCCUAUUACAAAAUAAAUACAAUUUAAAAAUUUAA